UUUUCUUCGUUUCUCUUCCAGGAGCCGCACGAAAGAAGGGUUUUCGACGAAAUUUAUACCAAUGGAAGGAAAAAAACCGAAACAACUAGCCUGCCAUUUCGCAGGUUCGUUCAGCUGUAUUCAAGAAAUAGCGGCCGCCACGUUAGAAUCAAUGCUGACAGAAGUGUCGACGCUAAAGGAGAAAACAUGGAUAAAUUCGGUAAAACUGAUGGCUUUUAAAUUUAUAUCGUCAACUGCUGUUUACUUUGCUGUUGUAUAAACUUUUCUUUUUGUUUUAAUUUUUUGGUUCCUUUAAAAGUGUAAUAACCUGAAAUACUGUUUGACAAAGCUGCCAGUUUUGUGGGGCUGCAAUUUGCGCGUUUUUCAACCUAAUGAACAGUAGCCACGCGGUGCCGAAAAAUAUCAUGGAUACUCGGCAGAGAUUUAUUCGAUUGUUUUAUUUCAUGAGGAAAAUUUGAUAUGACCUUUCCUAUAACAAUUUUCUCCAGAAUUUCGCUUUUCGCCUUAUUUCUGAUCUUCAACUGAACUUAAUAGGUCAUUUCAAUUUUUUGCCGUCUUCAUGAACGCAUCACGUAGGUAUUUAAAUGGUUUACGUUUUGUUCUCUUUAACCACAGGAAAUUAUUUAUUCUUGUCAUUCUUGUUUUGAGGAUUCCUUUGCGUGAGUAACUCUUCCAAAGUUUGAAACUCAUGAGUCAAACGUUGGUCAAUGGUUUCGGAAAACGACGAAAUUUUUGACAUUUCUUUUUUCAAGAAACUCAUUUAGGUCGUUGUUUCUAUUUAUAGUAAAAAACACGAAUCAGCUGGAAUUGACUAUUUUAAACCUUUUUGAACAAAUUGUGUCAGUAAUCUAACCUGUGCAGGAUAAAUGUGUAUGUGUUGUCGGUUUCAUCGAUGAGUUGCGGUAUUAAUUAUCACUUUUUUACAGUCGAGGAUUUAUAAACCGUUGUUUGACCAGAAAUUAUAUGAUUGUCAAACGCGAUCAGUGUUCUGUUUACACAGUUGUGAAAGAAGCGAAAUUCCUGACAAUUUUUCAAUGACCACGCCAAAUGGCACAAGAAUGACUUCUCGUGACUAAAAGAAGUUGUACACUGUCUCCGUAAAACGCAAUUAAGCACUGGCUGGGGGAAUUGUAGUGGGUAUUGAGCAGACUUAUGCCUCACCGUGGUGGAGCUAUUGUCACUUUCUAAAACCUUUACAGAGUUUACUAAUCCUCUUUGCGCUAAUUGAAAGAAUGAAAGAGAUUUUGCCCGGCACGAACGCUUGUGAUUUCCCCCCGUACGAUGAAGUAUAAUUAGUCUUGUCAUGCUGGCGAAAACAGCUCGCGGGGAAGAGAUUAUAGUGAAAUGCAAAAGUGAACUCCACGCUUUGUACUGUACUUCUAAAGAUUUUACACCGGCAACAUUUUAUAUAAAUUAACUGUAACAUUCUAUUUCGAGCUUUUCAUUUACAAAGUAAACAUCAAAUGGGAGUAAAUGGAACGCGCAUAUACGUAACUCCGACAUUUUUCAUUAACAUUAUGGUACGUGGGGGCAACCUAAACCGCAGUUUGUCGCAGAAACGCCUUGCUUGAGUCAAUUUGGUGUUCAUCUUUUGAGAAGAUAGACAUCUGACAUUUUAAACCUUAAACCUUAACAAGCUCAUUUGCACGCUCUUUUUCUCGGCGGUGGUGCAUAUGUGAAUAAGCUUGAACCUUAGAAUACUUCAUUUGUUAUUUUCAGCCAAGCUUGUUGUUGAAUCUAUAAGUUUUGGACGCGUUCGAAUACGCGGAACAGCGACUGAUUAUUUUCUCUGUGUGGAUAAGAAAGGACGUCUUCGAGCAAGGGUAAGUCACUUAUUCCCAUUUUUUUUUCGUCUCAUUUACUGUCUGGGAUUGACAUAGCUACUAGAUGUGUAUAGGCGCUGACACAUUGGAGGCGAUAGGGAAUUCUUAACAGACUAAGCUCCUACUUUUAAGAAUUCGGGUACAUUUAUUCGCGAGUGAUAAGCCGUUUAAACUUAAGGCUAUUAAAAAGCGGCUUUCCCUUCAAAAAUCACGAAGAUCAUACUCAAACUUGCAUUGGCGAGCGUAUAUUUUUUAACAAUUACUAAAAGAAAUCAAGGAUUGAAAAACGUCGAUAAACAAAAGUAUGAAUUUUGUUUAGUGAAAUUUAGACUGAGUCCAACCUGCAUGCUUGUUCGAAUUUGCCGUGAAUUUUGAGAAUGACCUCCUUAAAAAACGCUUGGUGAGAAUGGAUGUGCGAGGCGAAAUACAACCGUUUAGUGACAUUAACGCUUUACAAAUAUUUCCGUACCCACGAUAUGCCUGUUCGAAUUUGCCCGCCGUAAAUUUUGAGAGCGACCUGUUUACUGGGAAGUACCGGCUUCGCGAGAAGGGAUGUGCGAUGCGAAAUACACUGAAUCGUUUAGUGACAUUAACACUUUAAAUGUUUCAGUUCUACUGAUUUUAACAUGUUCGAAUUUGCCACAAACUUUGAGAAUGUUUUCAUUACAAACUCUUGAGAAGGAAUAUGCGCUGCGUACACAUGUAUAUGGCCGUUUAGUUAUCGAACUGAUUUGCAUUAAUUACUUCCUCUUAAUCAUUCAAGGUUUUUGAAAGAAUAUUUACAUUAUAAAAAAUCAGACUUAAAAAAUAAAAAAUGAAAAUAAAAACAAACAAUUGUAGAGCUCCGGGCUAUUUUCCCCAUUACUCUUCGUUUUGACAUUGCGUUGGAGUAUAGUGAUAGGACUUUGAAACACUUAGUCACCACCAAUCAACUGUGUUAAGUGACUUCUGUCAGUAAAUCGAUUUUAUAAUGAAGUUAAAAUUAUCAGCUUCUCUCAAUCUACCGCAGAAUGAAUGACAGUAUCAUGAGCAUCAGACGAGAAUUCAAAUUCGACUAACAGUCGAGACCCUUUAAGAAAACAAAACGUGAAGAUGCCAACAUGCUCUGAAACACUAACCAAAAUGACAGGUUACAAUAACACAUACCCUCGAUUCGGAGUAUUGAGGCUAAGGACUCGAAACAAAUAAAACAAGAAAAGGAAGUUAUUUGUUUGAUGCUGUAAGCACCUUUUCUUUUAAGCCUUUAGUCAACUCCAUUUUAACGCCUGUAUAAGCACAAACAUGCAGUCUAAAUAGAAGCAAAAUGGUUUCAGGGUUAAGCAGAUUUAGUCGACCGUAACAUCAACGCUCUAACUUUUAGACACAAUUUUUUAAUGGAAGUUGGCUCUCGUGCUACAAGAUGGGUGAGACAAUUUUGAAUUUGCUAUACAUUGAUAUUCCUGAUAACAAGACUUCUAGAACGUCUAAAUCCCAUCUGAUCCCAGCUGCGAACGUUUGAUUUAACGCAAGACGUGUUUGUCCUGCUCGGAAAAAACCCACACGUAUCGAAAUAAGGAAACACAACACGACGCAGCAGAAAUCAGCUUGAAAAGUUUCUCAUUUGCCAACUGCGAAACAACAUGAGGUUAUGAAACCGCAACAAAAAAGAAAAGAACUUCAUUGAAAAGACCCUUAAGUUCUAACACAAUGGACUAAAGUUACCGCCCGGAAAGUUCAAAACAAAACCGAUGCACCGCGAAGACUGUAGAUGUACAAGUUAAUCUUUGUGUUGUUUCUCGCAGUGGCGGUUUUUUUUAGUCUUUUUCUUUUUAUUUAUGAGCGUGGGAGUCUAUUUGAUUGGUGUUUUGGUUACCCGAGGAAAUAACACAAUUUAGAAAUCAUCUGUCACCUUCAACGGGCAACUUUUGAACGUUCUGGCAGCUGAGGAAUUUUGGGUGUUUCCAGUUACAAAGGAAGCUAACCUGUCAUGCGGAGGCGAAGCAUUAAUAUAUUUGGUUAACUGAAGAAAGAAAAUAACGGCACAUUUCGAGUUGGGCACCUGCAAGUAGACGUAUGUGCCGCAAUUUUACGUCUUCAGUGAUUAAUUAAAAUGGUACUACAGUCGACUCCCGAUAACUCGAAUCCUUGCUAACUCGAACCAAAAUCGACUUCUCCUCAAUAACUCGAACCUCCCGCUAACUCGAAGUAGUUUUUGUUUCCCCUCAGAUCACUUUUAUAUAAAUUUACCCUUGAUAAUUCGAACCAUGUUUUGAGCGCUUUUAAAGUCGGCAACAAAAAAAAAAAACAGUGUACCAGCGUCCGAAACACUGAUUGAAUUUUGAAUUUUCCAUUGACGUGUCCGUGUUGUAAGCAUGUAGCUUACUAGUGGAGGUUAAUGUUGUUUGUCACAAAUGAUCUAACGUGAGACAGCUUUGCUUCUCAAAACAGUUAAAUUCAUCUAGGCUGUUUUGUUACGUUACGUUCUAAUUUAUAGUCUAGAAGCAUCGUUCCAUUUUUACUUGAUAUUUCUACAGUGAAAUGUGAUUAAAAUGUUCACUGUACAGUAAAAACUGGUUUUUCCCUUACUUCCGGCUAUUUGCUUCGAGCUCCCGAUAACUCGAACUUUUUUCAAUUUCCUUUGAAGGUUCGAGUUAUAGGGAGUCGACUGUACUACCAAGCAAUACUCUCUCGCUCUCUCUCUCUUUCUCUAUAAAAAUUGACAAUUCAAGCCACUAUAUCAGUGAUGAACGCGCUGCUACAUAUUAUACAUAAGGAAUCUUGACUUCUUGCCCGUAAUAGCUAAGGGAGAUUUCUCGAUGAUGGUACACGAUACGAUACAUUAUAGGCACAGCUAAGCACGAGACUGUAAAGCUCUCCAAUCCUGAAUGAGAUGAGAAGCACCCUAACCAGGGAUUGUUUUCACUUGUUUCAAGUCGCCUUUAAAGGAGUUAAAUGCAGAGCGUCGAUUAAAAAAAUAAUAAUAAAGACAGUGAUUUCACAAACUCGGUAGUCGAUGAAGCAUAUUUUAUUGUAUCGUAGUAUCGCGAUUAUCUUAUUAAAAUAUCGAUAUUCCUAUAGUGAGAAGAAAUAUCACAGUUCACCCGUGGUCAUGUAUCGGUGUAUCGUUGCAGCCAACAUUUGCAUAUUGCGCUUGAAACAACCAGAGAUUGAGUUAAGCCAAAGAAAAAUAGUGUGCAAUUCGACACAACUGACUGAUCAAUUCUCCCUUUCAAGUACAAGUGGUGUGGAGAAUGUCGAAUAAAAGGGCGCGUCUAAGGAAGUUUUAACCGCGUUUGGAGUUCUUUUUAGAGUACAGUAUCAGAAUCUUGGCCUCGCUAAGAGUUAGAUCUUCUCGAAGGCUCUGUCAGCAGCGACUUAUGUCAGUAACUCAGUGCAAACCACAUCCGUCGAAUUUAUAUCUCUGCUAAUCCAGGCGAGCACGUUUUUCAAAAAAUGCGGUUAAAUUUAAAAGUAAUUUAAAAAAAGUAAGAACGUGCUUGUAGUCGAGUCCUUUCAAUCCUUCUGUAGGAAUUAUCGGUUUCGAAACUUAGAGUUUCACUUACCCCUCGGGCUCGAAUUUUCUCAUUAAACCAGUCACGUGAAGUCUUUGUCUCGGUUUUGAUUAAAGAGAGCAGUCUCGGAUUUACGUUCUAUAUCCUUAAUACCCGGUGUUCAGUUGUACUGUCGAUGAUACUUACACUUUGAAGAUCUUGGUAGUACGCGGUUGAGUUUUACGGAAAACUGGCGAAUAAGCCCCUUUUUGGGUUCUGCUCAACUUCAGUGUAAAGAUAUGACUAUGGGUCUUAGCUUUGUAGAUGACGGUUUUUGGAUCAUUAAACGUUUCUGGGAAACUGCCCACCUACCCCUCUCCUUAGCCAACAUUAACACUUACCUCUCACUUAGGGAAAAAUGUUGGUCGGGGGGGGGGGGGUUGGUGUAGGGGGUAGGUGGGCAGUUUCCCAGAAACGUAUCAUGAUUGAUAGAGAAGGAGGUGCGGCUAACUUUUUUCCCAAAACAGUCGUCCCAUGGUACUGUUCGGCAGAAAACCGACCUAGUCUCCGAAGCGCAACGUCAGAAUGGCCAAUGAUUGGGCCAUUUUCUAGACUACAAGUAGUCCCUCAUUUUUUUCUCAGGGAUAGUAGAGCGAGCGAAAGGCGAGCGAGCGUGAAAAUCACCCCACGCGAGAAAAGGCGACCCAGCUGUUACUGUCGGGAUUAUUUUACAAACAAGAGGCCUUUGAUAGGGCUGCAGUGGUAUAAUAUUUUAGUAGCUAGUCCUUACUAAUCCUGUCUCUAGAAAUAGAAACAGCGAGAUACAAGCUAAGUGCAUUAGUAGAUCCGGUUAGAUAUACCAAGUGGGAGGGGAAGGGGGCAGGGGUUAUUCCGGAGUUAAAGCGACGGAGAUGAUAGAAAGGAGACUAACCCCAAAACCCAGAAAUUUGCCUUGGGGUUUGGCGAAGUUUUUUUCAGAUUUUUUUCCCUCUGGGAAUGACUCAUCACCUCCCGAGAAAAGUCAAAUGAGCGAGCCUAUUGCAUGCAGUGGGUAGGACACGCAAUGCCUUCUGGGUGGUUCAUCCGGCAUGUUGUCUCUUUUUCGACGGAGAAAGCUUGUUUUAUAAUUGUGCUGUGCCAUAGGCAGCCCAAUAAUAAUAUUUUUCUUCUAACGGUGUCAAAACGUUUUUCUAACAGGCGCGAAGUAAGGACAACUGCGUGUACACAGAACACUUGGCCAACAACGCUUAUACGGAAUUUAGUUCUGUCAAAUACAACAGCAGUCUCGUCGCUUUCAACAGAAGGGGAAAACCUAGAAGAGCAGAUAGGCAGGGAAUAAAAGCAGUACAGUUUAUAGAGCGGGCAACAAACAUAAGGCUUUACAGAGGACGAAAGUACAAGAACAACCGUAAGACAAUAGAGUUAUACCGCAGGAAACAACCUUAUGAGAAGAUUUCCGUUUCGAUGAGGAGAUGGAAAGAGUUCAAACGGUGGCGUAAAUUGAGUAAGAGGACAGAAAAAAUGGAAGAAAAUUCUUUGACUACUACAACUCUACCCAGGAUUACAACCACGCUGCAGAUACACAGAAACACAACAGCGGCAUCUGUUAAAGUUUUAUAA
Messenger RNA from Porites lobata, 6913 nucleotides. NCBI's taxonomy places the organism in Eukaryota, Metazoa, Cnidaria, Anthozoa, Scleractinia, Poritidae. The record is from the annotation of a GenBank genome assembly.